This is a messenger RNA of Penaeus vannamei (Pacific white shrimp), 1866 nucleotides long. The record is from RefSeq and is a predicted model, not a curated record. Lineage: Eukaryota; Metazoa; Arthropoda; Malacostraca; Decapoda; Penaeidae.
AGGCCUCUUCACAAGUCGGCCCCUCAGGAACCUGCAGCCAGCCGAUGCGGGUUCCUUCCUGACACGAAAACAGCGUCGGAUCUUCGCGAAGGAAGCCUUGCACGCUCUCCAUCAUGGGCCUCGACGCGCGGCGCCGCCUCACCCAGUUCCUGGUGCUUCACGGGCCCUUCAUUCGCCUCGGUCUCCGCCUGCGCUCUCGACGAGCGUGCUGCCCUUCCUGGCGGUGGCUGCUCGGACUGUCAUCUCUGGGGGCAAGGGCGUCCCGUGGAACCCCUUCGAGCGAGGAUCUCGGACUGUGAAGGACUGGAGCCAAAUGUCGUACGACUGCAAGCGAGGCUGGGUGGACGACCCCGUCACCUUCAGUCAGGACCCCAACUACCCGAGGAUUCGUGAUUGGGUGAACGACCACAUCUACUUCAAUUUCUUUGACGGGACGACGGUGUACGACAACCAGGACUCCACGAAGGGAACCGUCGCCCGCGGACCUCACAAGGACGAGGCGUCCAUGUUCUCUCGGGUCCAAGAGAGGGCGGUGCGGUUCCUCAACGGGAAGUACCCAGAGAGGUAUUCUGCAGGAGACUGCGCCUCCAUCAGGUACCGCACACUGCCCACGACGGGCAUCGAGGUAGACGUGACAUGCAGAGACAAGCGCACGGGCGACCUCGACCGGGUGUCGCUGCUGGCGCCCCUGGAGUCGCCGCGGGUUCUCUACCACCACCCUGUGGCGGGAAGCAGACCUAUCAACAUCAUCAUGCCGCUCAAGGGCCGCCCUGAUAACCUCCAGAUCUUUAUGCAGAACCUGGUCAACAUCCUGUCGAAGGACAACCGCCUCUCCGUCGGCCUCACGGUCGUCUACUUCAGAGACGACGCCCAGCAGGAGUGUCAGCGCAUCCUUCAAGAAGCCGAGAAAUCGCUUCCGAAUCUCAAAACAGAGUUCAUCCUCCAGGAGGGACCGUUCUCUCGAGGGCGCGGGCUCCAGGUGGGCGUGGAAAAGACGACGCUGAGGGCGGAAGUCGUCUUCUUCUGCGAUGUCGAUGUUCUUUUCACGAAGGAGUUCCUGACGAGGUGUCAGUCGACGCCCGUGGAGGGAUACCAGGUGUUCAUCCCCAUGGUGUUCUCGUUGUACAACCCCGAGUUCACGUACCCUCUGCACAAGCACCGGAUUCCACCGCCUCUUCAUCAGCUGGAGGUCAAGGAUAAUAACGGCUACUGGCGGGUGUGGGGUCACGGCAUGGUCUGCAUCUACAAGUCGGAUUUCUUCAAGAUUGGCGGCUUCGACACGGCCAAGUCGGGCUGGGGCGGCGAGGACCUCGACCUUGUUAAGAAGACCGUCCGGGCAGGGAAGCACAAGAUCAUAAGGUCCCUGGAGCCCGGCCUGUUCCACCGCUACCACAGCAAGGAAUGCGACGACGCGCGGCAGCUCGUGGCCUGCAUUAAGGCCAAGGCGCUCAACGAAGCCUCCAAGCUGUCUUUUGGGCUGUGGUUCUUCAAGCAAAAGCACAACGUGUCCGUGUACGGCUUCCUGGCGGAGGGGAACGAGCCGCACGACCACGACGACUACAGCGACGCGAGGCCCGAGGAGGCGCCACUGAACGUCCGUGAACUUGUUAGAGACAAAAUCAAGAACGAGUUCGGAGGACUUGCGGAGAUGCUGCUGCUGCUCGUCCUACUGUCCUUAGUGCUGGUGGACAUGUUCUUCAUGUACUCUAACUACAAGCUGGAGAGAAAAAAAUCUUGAGUCCACGCCAGGUGGACUCUCUCGCACGUUACAGCCUCCGUCUGUUGUUGGAGGUGGGGCAGGCGUCGCGUUGCACCUGCUGUGCGAUUUCCAAUACUAAUUCAUAACAAAUAGAAAUGUUUCGGUGA